AUGCGUAAGCUGUACUUCUCCUACACGAAAAAUGAGACAGGAGAUAGAGUCAAGGUUGACUUGCCUGGCUCUGAGAAGUUGGUGAUGCCGACGCUGACGUCCCUGUGGUCACGCCGUGAGGAUGAAAAAAAACGUGCGGCGGAAGUUCUUACCGUUGAAGACAGCCCAAGCCAAAAACGCACAUGUCCAGAUGACCGAGGUGUGGGCUACAAAGGUCGACAAGCGUUGGCAAACAGCGUUUGUGACAUUGUGGAGAGGCUGCGGGGUGUGCCAGGUGAGGCUCUGCCUGACCAUCGCAGAACUUCGUUUCUGCGACUCUUGGAUGCUGCUGUGCUGGAUGUCAUCGACGAUGAACUUCCGUCGAAAGAUCUUGCUAUCAUCCGACGAGUGGUCAGAGAUGCUUCGACUGCUUUAGAACUGCAGGGCGUUGCUGCGAUGACGAGUCGGCCUGCGGGCCGCUCCGGAGUGGCUGCCAACUGCUUCGCAGUAGCUGGCCUGCGGGAGACAGCAGAUCGUGGCCGGUCUUCGUCGUCGCACACUGACCACCGGCCUAAGGGCCUAGAAAGAAAGCCAGAAGCUGAGUCCGCGGACAAGGACGAGCAGCAGGAGGGUCGCAAAAGGGACCGCGACGAAGAAGGGCCUGGACGGAAUAGAGGUCGGACCCCAGGCAACAAGUCCCGCGCUGGCGCUGCUCGUAAGUGGAGGAACUAUGAUGACUCCACGCAGUGUUCCAACUGUAAGCGGUGGAUCAACAGCAGUCAUGCCGCGUGGGACCAGCACAGAAAUGGGAAGUUUUGUCGGAGCUACACCUACUACAAUCGUGGCUACGAUUGGAAGACUGCCCAGGAAAAGGCGGACUACGCCAUCCGGCGGGAGCAGGAGAACUACGAGUAUCUGACCCGCGGGUCAGAGACACCUCGGCAGGCGCCAGUCCUGCGUGAGAAGGUGUCUGCGCCGGAACCUGCGGGUUCUGUGCCUGAACCCGAGGGUUCGCCGCCGCGUGAUCGUGAUGAAAGAGACCAGCGGCGAGAGCGACGCCACAGGUCGCGUUCUCGCAGCCGGCGAAGACAUCGCCGCAGGCAUCGCAGCCGGCGAGCAGACUCGGAGCGCCAGAGGGAGCUUGAGUCUCGGCUGGAUAAAGCCCUGGAGAAGUAUCCAUCGCGUGCGCGCGAUGGACGUGGCGCAGUGGAUCGUCGGCCCGAACCUCGCCGCUCUGAGGAAGGGCAGGCCAAACCGCUUGCCCCCCAAGUUGUGAAGGAGGAAGAGGAGAGCGAGAAGUCCUCUACUCAGGAGGAGGAAAGCGAGGAAGAAGAAUCUUCUCGCGGUGGGACUGACCCGGGCAAGCCUGCUGCCCAAACGGCUACCUCUGGCAGGGCUGCUGCCUCUGGCAGGGCUGCUGCCUCUGUCAAGCCUGCUUCCUCUGGCAAGGCUCCCAAGGCCAAGGCAGGAGCAGGGGCGGUGAAGCAAGUGCAGCCUGUGCAGUCUGCUGCGCCUGCUCCCUCCCAAGCUGCUGACGUUGACGAGCAGCGCCAGAGGUUCGUCAGUGGUUUGCUCGCCACGGCGAUCCGUGAGGGACUGCGGUCAGACGUGGAAGCUGGAGCCGUGGCAGACGAGGCGCAAGUCAACUGCGCCAAGUGCAAGUCUGAAGUUCCGAAGGCGGACUGCAUUGAAAGGCCUCGUAACCGCGAGAGCUUUCGCUGGUGCUGUAAGGCGUGUCACGCCCUGACAGUCCAGUUUCAACGAAAGGGUCUUUCCCUCCAGACACUGUUGAGUGAAGACUCGCUGGUCGAGUUUUUCAGCGCAGCGUCUGAGGAACGCCGUCAAGCUACGGAGAACAGACUGAGUUUUGCUUCAGCGCGUGCUUUGCUGAAACAAAGCAUGGUUACUGAAACCAAGCGUGUCCAGCAGGAUGGCCGCGGAGGCGCGUACCAGCCCUUGGCAUGGUACGAGCUCCGUGGCUAUGACGUAGAUGCCAUUAAGGCAAGUGCGCCCUGUGAGAAGCACGCCAUUUUGGGCGACACCUACUUGGUUCAGCUGCACCACACCAGUGACGACACCUACUACACAGAGGCUGAGCAGCGCAUCGCUCGGCUAGAGAGUGAAGCGCUGCAGAGGAGACGAGCUGCCCCCACUGUUGGCGUCCCGGUCCUGGACUUGCCAGAGACAGAGGAGCCGAAAGAAGUGAAGAGCAAGGGCAAGCGAGGGCUGACGGACGAAGAGAGGGAAGCUGCCAAGCGUCAGCGCUUGGAAGCGAAGAAACAUGAAGCUGAGCGCAAGGUCGCUACUAGCGCUGCCGUCAAGCUGCUGCCCGCCUUGAAGUCUGCGCAAGCGAAGCUCGCAGAGAAGAUACACAAGCUGGGCACUGCUGCGGACGGCUUGCCGGAGGCAACUAAGGAGCAAGUGGAGAAGGCCCAGGGUGCUUUGGAGCAGAACAUCCUUGGCGCGACCAAGCUGUUGGACUGCGCCGCAAAGGGCAAGGCGGUUGACGCCACUGGUCUUCCGUUCGCUAAGGACAAGGACCUGCAAGGCGUGGUCAAAGACGCCAACGCAGCCUUGCGCGCAGUGUCCGAGUAUGUGCGCGCGCAGAAGCAGCAGAAGGAGAACAUGAACCCAAACGGCGAUGCGCAGUUGAUAUCGCUCGAACCGUGGGACAUGGCGAUUGCGGAAUCCGUGCUUUCGAUGGCGUCCAUCGCCAGCCUAGCUAAUGCUAGCCUGCGGGCCAGCAAGUCCGAAGAGCAGCUUCAUGACCUAGCACACGGACCGGUUGAAUUGCUGCGGGAAAUUUUGCUACAAGUCGUUGUUCAGGAUGGCCAUGAACAAUUGGCGCAGACUGUUCGCGCCAUUACAGACAUGUUGCUGUUGUUGAAAGGUCUUCUCUUGGCCUGGGAUUGCUCCAUGUGUCCUGAAGCAAUAUUGGAGCUACCCCUACCGAAAUUUCCAAAGCACUAUCCCAACCGUUCGCGGAUCCCUGCCAGAGACAUUGACAUGUCUCCUGCCUCAUCGUCCGCGGCGCCGCGGUAUGACGCGGCCAUGGCACGCUUCAGCCAGCAAAGCAUUUGGACCUUGCAGCGGUUGCUGCAAGGAAAAGAGGCGUCGACAAACCCAAGCGGCGCAAUGAAGCGCAAGUUCUCGCAAGAGAUGGAGCCAGCUCUGCGGUGUUAUCAUCUGAUUUCAGCUCCAAACGUGGAGCCGGCUUCGCAAGACAUCCAAUUUGCAGUGGCGCAAAUUGGAGAACUUCUGCGCUAUGUAUCGCGGGCAGUUCCUUCCUUCUCCGAUUUUCUGCGGAGGUGUUCGGGGAAAAUCAUAUUGUCGCACGACGAGACCACUGCUGGAAACGUAUUGAAUACCGAUGCGAGCCAAAAGGUGGUGCUCUUCUAUGCGACUUUCUGCGAAUUGCAGUAUAUACACGAAAGUCCUCGUGCUUGGCUUCCAAUAGCUGCCAUCACUCACCGGCAAGUCGGCCAGGUGACUGGUGGCCUGAGUAAGAUCCAUUCGUUGUUUCUGGAAGACUGGUAUCGACAAACGCAAGAAGCGUUGACAUUGUUGCCGGGCGUCAAGAUCUCGUUGACGAUCCAUUGCCUGGUGUCCGAUCUUGACGCACAGCGUUUGGCUUUGUGCGCAAAAGGCAGCGCCGGCCUGAAACUAUGCGCGUUCUGCCAAAACGUGCUCAGUAGAUCCGCAGAAGGGACGGCAGCGAACAGUGACAACUUUGUCACGGUGCACGAGCACGACCUGCUGAAGUGCCAGCGACUCACUCAAUCGGAAAUUGAAGACUACAUGGCGCGGGCACUGCGCACAUGGCACAGUGCGACGAAGGCCGAAAGGGAUCUGCGUGAGCGGUGCCUGGGCUACAAUAUUGGCGUCGGCGGGAUGUGGGAAUCCGCUAUCGCCAAACGGGUGUUGCCGCUGCAUCGUUUUGUGAACGACAGCAUGCAUUGCUAUUUCGCGAACGGCUGUUGCUCUGCGGAGAUUGUGCUGCUGCUCGCCGAAGUGAAGAAGCACACGGGCACUGACGUCGCAACCAUUCAACAAGUUGUGCUGGAUGCACAAUGGGUGCGAGCAGGCCAACAACACCGCAAUGGCGAAAACAAGCACUGGACGAAGCGCUUGUUCACAGAAUGUUUUUUUUCCGGAAACCUCUACAAAGGAGGAGCCAAACAAACCCGAGCCCUGACGUUUCUGCUGCGGUGGUUAGCCGAAAGUGUGUGGCUAUCAGUACCCGCAUUGGAGCCCUACGCACGGUGUUUUCUCUUGCUGUGCAAGUGCGUCGACUGCAUCCGGCGUGUGGCCCAAUCCAAAAAUUAUGAAACGCUCUAUCGGUUGCAGUCAGAGCAUCAAAAACUUUUUGUCGCGCUGUAUCGCGACAGUACAAGACCGAAACACCACGCAAGGUUGCGCCUGAGCGAACAGUACUCCCGCUUGGAUUGCCAACCCAACUGCUGGGGCACAGAGUCAAAGCAUCGAGACUACAAGGGAGUCUUUGCGCCGACAGUCUGUCAUUUCUUGACAGAACAAAUCGGUGGCAGCCAUUUCAGCAAGCAGCUUAUGCCGCGCCUGCUGAUGCGCCACUGCGAAUUGCUGCGCGAGAACCCGAUUGGGAUUUGA
This is a messenger RNA of Cladocopium goreaui, 4605 nucleotides long. The record is from the annotation of a GenBank genome assembly. NCBI's taxonomy places the organism in Eukaryota, Dinophyceae, Suessiales, Symbiodiniaceae.